Molecule: messenger RNA, 357 nt
Organism: Coffea eugenioides
Lineage: Eukaryota; Viridiplantae; Streptophyta; Magnoliopsida; Gentianales; Rubiaceae
Exons: 2
Coding region: 1-357 (118 amino acids)
Source: RefSeq, a predicted model, not a curated record
AUGGCGUUUUGGGUGCUUAAGUGGUUUAACAUGGAUCUCAUGGGUGCCGGAGGACAUAGAAAUCUCCAAUUACAAGAGUUAGAGGAAAUAAGGAACGAAGCCUAUGAGAACGCAGCAAUUUAUAAGGAAAGGAGCAAAAUCUUUCACGAUCAACAAGUUUCAAGGAAGUCAUUUGUAGUAGGGCAAAAAGUCCUUCUUUAUCACUUGAGACUUAAGCUUUUCCCUGUAAAAAUCCAGAGUUUGAAAACGGAGAAGAAACUCGUUGUAAAUGGUCACCGUCUAAAACCUUGCUAUGAAGGGUUUAGUAGUGAGCAAGUGGAGGUCAUCUGUCUUGAUAAUCCAAGUUGUGAGGUCUAA